UGUGCGCCAGACGGCCGUUUCUCUGAAUCUGCAGGUCCUGGCGAAGAGCACAUUAUUUUCGUGAAGCCCUCCCCAAGAAAGCAAAUCGAGGAGAAAUCAUGCUGUGCAACGUUGAGCGGUGCCUUGGUUUUGCAGUCACAUUUCAGCAGAAUCGUUCGAUCAUGGCGAUAUCCGUCGGACGACAGCGACUUCAGAUUGACCCUCACCGACUCCUCAAACGCGGAAGUCGCGAGACGACUGCGAUCUCGAGAUUCGAAGAAUAUUCAAAUUCUUGGGAAGCGCAGCGUGGAGGCGACGGAAACCGGUUCGAGGCGGUUGUACCCGUUCGUCGUUCGUGCGUGCUGAGGUCUCAUGCCCGCAACGAUGACAGCAGUCAACAGAGCGCAGACAUGUCUCGAGAUCCAAGCCUCUGGUUCGUCUUCGUGUUACUCGACGCUGACAGAGACACGGCGAAGCAUCGAGCAAAAUGGUGCCGGGCUCCCCAGCUCCAACGCUCCAACCCGGCCAAGUCAGGACAGCUCUGCAGGCUGAGUGGGAAGUCAUGCGUGUGCUGAGGGCUGCUGGGUGGGGGAUUAUCGGAAAAAUACGCUUGCGCUGCCGGUGCGCUGCGGGAGGCAGUCAGAUGUCAAGGCGGCAGAGGCGUGAGAGCCCUGGGGAGCCUUCUUCAUUUACAAGCUCUCCAGUGCUGUGCGAUGACAAG
Messenger RNA from Lindgomyces ingoldianus, 700 nucleotides. RefSeq lists its product as uncharacterized. Bases 99 to 554 code for a protein of 151 amino acids. The transcript has a single exon. The record is from RefSeq and is a predicted model, not a curated record. Lineage: Eukaryota; Fungi; Ascomycota; Dothideomycetes; Pleosporales; Lindgomycetaceae.